Molecule: messenger RNA, 1851 nt
Organism: Xenia sp. Carnegie-2017
Lineage: Eukaryota; Metazoa; Cnidaria; Anthozoa; Malacalcyonacea; Xeniidae
Product: substance-K receptor-like
Exons: 2
Coding region: 382-1512 (376 amino acids)
Biological process (GO): G protein-coupled receptor signaling pathway
Cellular component (GO): membrane
Molecular function (GO): G protein-coupled receptor activity
Source: RefSeq, a predicted model, not a curated record
UUGAUGUUGAAGAGUACACGCGACAGUUUCACGAAGCUCAACGUGUCCCACGAAGAACAUACUGUUUACAUUUAAAGUUUUUAAAAAGCGUUCGACGACGAGCCUGUUGACAAGUUAAUGAGAAGCAAGGAUAUCAUUAUUCAUAAAGAAUCAAUAUCGGCCUCAAAAAUUUAAAUGGAAAAUGCGAGUACCAGCUGAAGUCUUUAUUUCUAACUGCUGUGAUAUAAACUGAAGGAAAUUAUCUCACAAAUAUGCACUCACAAAUCGUGACAAUAAAAUGUUUCUCUUCAUAAAAAGAAAAGACGAUGAUUGUUUAGCGAAUGUACAUUUAACGACAAAAAUUAUCGAAAUCGAAAAAAAAGACAACGAAGAUUGAGGAGAAUGAUCCCGACCGCCAUAUUUGUGCCAUCGUAUGAAAGUAUUAUUAUAACGAUGGUUUUGAUCUUUGCGCUGCUGGCAAAUGGCGUUUUGUUUUUUUUGUUUUUAAGGGAUCACAGAAUGAGAACAACGACAAACUUUUUUGUCAUCAGUCACAUCGUGUCAGAAUUUUUCUCUAGCUUUCAAGGUCUAGGGAUAUCAAUAUACGUCCUAGCACAGGGUGGCUUAGCAUCGUUCGUACUUGAGAAAUGCAUUUUCAUUGGCUGCGAGAAUGUGUUCUUUUUCAACACCAGUUUUCUAAGCCUUACAGCGAUCGCUGUAAACAGAUAUCUAGCGGUGGUAAAAAAAGUGCAUCAUAAAAUCACAGCUAGAAAGGAAAAAUCGGAAGCGACCUCCGAGAGUCGUUUUCUCGCAUGGCUCGUGUACUGUCAGGAAUCUCCGGGGAUAUUCAACGACAUCGAUGAAACACGUGCUUCGGUCGUGUUAACAAUAGUAAUUAACACACUUGUGAUAGGUGUACCCAUAUUGAUCCUAUUGCUUUGCUUCUACAGUAUCUUGAAAUCUGCUUUAAGUAAUCGUCGACAGGUGAAUGUCAGUUUCAAUCUACAUCAUUUUGCCGCUGACGCGUAUGCGAGAUCAGCUUUCACGACUCUUCUCAUUAUAACUGUUUAUCUGAUUUGUAACGCUUUUGUUUUGCCGUUGAUCAUUUGUCCAUCGAUAGCCGAAAGUAAACUGAACUCUUUUUUCUUUCGUUUCUUUAUCUGGCUUCGUUCUGCAACAUAUCCUUUGGUUUAUAUAUUUAGAAAUCCAGUGUAUUUUCGCCUUUUAAGGAGAAGAGUGUUUCGCGUUUAUGAAUACGCCUCACAGUCUUGUCCUUGCAGCUUAAUUGGCGAACGAACAUCACAUAUGAAGCCAAAAUCACCGGUGCCCAAAGUGAACGGACGAAUUGUGCUCAAAUCAAACAAGAAUUCUGGUACUGUGUCCCAGGGCUCUCAUCGGCAAAGUCCCGCCCCAGUGUCGAAGCAAAUAAGAGUUUUUUAUUUGGCUAAAUCUAAGACGGCAUUUACAGAUCUGGGUUCUGUAGAAGUAAGAAGAUGGAAGGUUGUUGAACACAACCAAACCACGAGAAAAUAACGGUAACAAUACCGCUGGGGAUAUAGUCAAAUCUUUCCUAUAAAACAAGUCUUUCAAACUGUUUUGUGGGACUUUUUGUUUAUUUAUUUACUUAUAUUUAUUUACAAGACUUUACCUUGUCACAACAGAUAAAUGGCAUGGACUCAAACACAGCCAAAAAUGCAAUUAUUGUGGAUCUUUUACAAGGGCGCACCGAGCGUGGAGGUGGGGUGUGGGUAGGGAUGUAACAGCCGAAUUGUUGGAAAAUGAUGUCUUAAUUUUUACAAGAUAGACGGUACUAGUUUUUCGAACAAAAUUAUUAAUCAGUUGGUAAUUUUUUAAUUCAUGCUAUCAAGAAAA